Messenger RNA from Eubalaena glacialis (North Atlantic right whale), 3946 nucleotides. RefSeq names its product polycystin 2, transient receptor potential cation channel (gene PKD2). Gene Ontology annotation, molecular function: calcium ion binding; voltage-gated sodium channel activity; muscle alpha-actinin binding. Bases 86 to 3007 code for a protein of 973 amino acids. Lineage: Eukaryota; Metazoa; Chordata; Mammalia; Artiodactyla; Balaenidae. The transcript is spliced from 15 exons. Gene Ontology annotation, cellular component: membrane. The record is from RefSeq and is a predicted model, not a curated record. Gene Ontology annotation, biological process: release of sequestered calcium ion into cytosol; potassium ion transmembrane transport; detection of mechanical stimulus.
CCCGGGAAGAAAGGAACAUGGCUCCUGCGGCGGACAGCGCCGAGCGCGGCACGGGGCGACGGCGCGCCGGGCGCCAGUGACCGCGAUGGUGAACUCGAGCCGCGUGCAGCCGCAGCAGCCCGGGGACGCGAAGCGGACGCCGGCGCCCCGAGCGGCGGGCCCGGGCCGGCUGAUGGCGGGCGGGCGGGCCGCGGGCGCCGGCCUCGCCGGCCCGGGCGGCCUCCGCGAGCAGAGGGGCCUGGAGAUCGAGAUGGAGCGCAUCCGGCAGGCGGCCGCGCGGGACCCCCCGGCCGGAGCCUCGGCCUCCCCAUCUCCUCCGCUCUCGUCGUGCUCGCGGCAGGCGUGGAGCCGCGACAACCCGGGCUUCGAGGCCGAGGAAGAGGAGGAGGAAGAGGAGGUGGAGGGAGAAGAAGGGGGAAUGGUGGUGGAGAUGGACGUAGAGUGGCGCCCGGGCAGCCGGAGGUCGGUCGCCUCCUCGGCCGUGAGCUCUGUGGGCGCCCGGGGCCGGGGGCUGGGGGGCUACCACGGCGCGGGCCCUCCGAACGGGAGGCGGCGCCAGCGAGAGGACCAGGGCCCGCCGAGCCCCAGCCCGGCCGGCGGCGGCGGCGGCGGGGACCCGCUGCAUCGCCACCUCCCCCUGGACGGGCAGCUGCCCCGAGUGGCCUGGGCCGAGAGGCUGGUUCGCGGGCUGCGAGGUCUCUGGGGAACAAGACUCAUGGAGGAAAGCAGCACUGACCGAGAGAAAUACCUUAAAAGCGUUUUACGGGAACUGGCCACAUAUCUCCUUUUUCUCAUAGUCUUAUGCAUCUUGACCUAUGGGAUGAUGAGCUCCAGUGUGUACUACUAUACCCGGAUCAUGUCCCAGCUCUUCCUGGACACCCCGGUGUCCAAAAUGGAGAAAACUAACUUUAAAACUCUUUCUUCAAUGGAAGACUUCUGGAAGUUUGCAGAAGGCGCCUUGUUGGAUGGGCUCUACUGGAAGAUGCAACCCAGCAACAGAACUGAAGGCGACGACCGAAGCUUCAUCUAUUACGAGAACCUACUCUUAGGGGUACCACGUAUACGGCAACUCAGAGUCAGAAAUGGAUCCUGUUCCAUCCCCCUGGACUUGAGAGACGAGAUUAAAGAAUGCUAUGAUGUCUACUCUGUCAGCAGUGAAGACAGGGCUCCAUUCGGUCCGAGAAAUGGAACCGCUUGGAUCUACACAAGUGAAAAAGACUUGAAUGGGAGUAGCCACUGGGGAAUGAUUGCAACUUAUAGUGGAGCUGGCUAUUACCUGGAUUUGUCAAGAACAAGAGAGGAAACAGCCGCUCAGGUUGCUAACCUCAAGAAAAAUGUCUGGCUGGACCGAGGAACCCGGGCAACUUUUAUUGACUUUUCAGUGUACAAUGCCAACAUUAAUCUGUUCUGUGUGAUCAGGUUAUUGGUCGAAUUCCCAGCAACAGGCGGUGUGAUUCCAUCUUGGCAGUUUCAGCCUGUAAAGCUGAUCCGAUAUGUCACAACUUUCGAUUUCUUCCUGGCAGCCUGUGAGAUUAUCUUUUGUUUCUUUAUCCUUUACUAUGUGGUGGAAGAGAUAUUGGAAAUUCGCAUUCACAAGCUGCACUAUUUCAGGAGUUUCUGGAAUUGUCUGGAUGUUGUGAUCAUUGUGCUGUCAGUGGUAGCUGCAGGAAUUAACAUACACAGAACAUCAAAUGUGGAGGUGCUUCUACAGUUUCUAGAAGAUCAAAAUGCUUUCCCCAACUUUGAGAAUCUGGCAUACUGGCAAAUACAGUUCAACAACAUAGCUGCUGUCAUAGUAUUUUUUGUCUGGAUUAAGCUCUUCAAAUUCAUCAACUUCAACAGGACCAUGAGUCAGCUCUCCACAACCAUGUCUCGGUGUGCCAAAGACCUCUUUGGCUUUGCAAUUAUGUUCUUCAUUAUUUUCUUAGCAUAUGCUCAGUUGGCAUACCUUGUCUUUGGCACUCAGGUUGAUGACUUCAGUACUUUCCAAGAGUGUAUCUUCACUCAAUUCCGUAUCAUUUUGGGUGAUGUCAACUUCGCAGAGAUUGAGGAAGCUAAUCGAGUUUUGGGACCAAUUUAUUUCACUACAUUUGUGUUCUUUAUGUUCUUCAUUCUUUUGAAUAUGUUUUUGGCCAUCAUCAAUGAUACUUACUCUGAAGUUAAAUCUGAUUUGGCCCAGCAGAAAGCUGAAAUGGAACUCUCAGAUCUUGUCAGAAAGGGCUACCAUAAAGCCUUGGUCAAACUAAAACUGAAGAAAAAUACCGUGGAUGACAUUUCAGAGAGUCUGCGACAAGGGGGAGGCAAGUUAAACUUUGAUGAACUUCGACAAGAUCUCAAAGGGAAGGGCCAUACUGAUGCAGAGAUUGAGGCAAUAUUCACAAAGUACGACCAGGAUGGAGACCAAGAACUGACUGAACAUGAGCACCAGCAGAUGAGAGACGACCUGGAAAAAGAGAGGGAGGACCUGGACUUGGAUCACAGCUCUUUACCACGCCCCAUGAGCAGCCGAAGUUUCCCUCGAAGUCUGGAUGACUCUGAGGAGGAUGAUGAUGAAGACAGUGGGCAUAGCUCCAGAAGGAGGGGAAGCAUCUCCAGUGGGGUUUCUUAUGAAGAGUUUCAAGUCCUAGUGAGACGGGUGGACCGAAUGGAGCACUCCAUCGGCAGCAUCGUGUCCAAGAUUGAUGCUGUGAUAGUGAAGCUGGAGAUCAUGGAGCGGGCCAAACUGAAGAGAAGGGAGGUGCUGGGAAGGCUGCUGGAUGGAGUGGCUGAGGAUGAAAGGCUGGGUCGUGACAGUGAAAUCCACAGGGAACAGAUGGAACGACUAGUGCGGGAAGAGUUGGAACGCUGGGAAUCCGAUGAUGCAGCUUCCCAAAUAAGUCAUGGUUUAGGCACACCUGUGGGACUAAAUGGUCAGCCUCGCCCCAGGAGCUCCCGCCCUUCUUCCUCCCAGUCUACAGAAGGAAUGGAAGGUGGAGGUGGAAACGGGAGUUCCAAUAUCCACGUGUAGGACACGUGCUAGUGUAUGUGUUCUUAAUAGGUGAGAAGGUGACUGUCCUGAGUUGCCGUGACAAGUACACUAUUUAUAUGCCCUGACCACCAUAUGAUGCUGGUCUUUGUGACCAAUCGUUAAUUCUUCUGCACUUUAAUUUAUUUUAGAUAAACUUUGCCCAUGGAUCAAAGAAGAUGUUUUUUCUUUUUCUCAUAUAAGAAAUCCAGGUGUAAAUAUUGAGUACAGAAAAGAAAAUCUUUGUAAAGUAUAUUGAGUGGUAUGCCCACUUGGUACCAUAACUGAGUCUCCUCAGUUGACAAUGAAGUAGCCUUUUAAAGCUAAAAAAGAACUGUGAAAAGGCUUCUGAGUUUUUUAUUUCCAAUCACAAAAAUCAGUAUUGUCAUUUUUGCCGAGUGUGUGAAGGGAAAAUAGGGGCAUUCCUUUCCACUCAGGCUUCGCUCAUGGGCUUAAUACAUAGCUUUCUUUUAAGAAAGGAGCCUUUUAUUUCAACUACCUUCCUGGGGUACACUUUUCUAAAAGAUGAGCUGGAAAAGAACCCCAAACCAUAGAAUGUAGUCAUUAUGCUAGAAUUUGUAUGAAUGGUUACGAUAAACGUUGAACACUAUGCUUUUUUGUUAUUUUAUCAUAUCUAAUGCCUGGGGGACUAACCAUUUCACUUAAUUUUUACACUGUUUUCACUCUCAUUUGAAAUGAGCUGCAUGAAACCACUAAAGAUCAAUUGUGGGUUAAAAUGUCGUCUCUGACCAUAACACAGUAGAAUUGGAAGGAGCCAAAUCACUAAAUUUGAUUUUUUUCUAAUAAUUAGUUUAGUAUAAAGAUUUAUCCGUAUAGUCUUUUUUCCCAUGUGGCUCAACUUAUUUGCAACUGAAUUUAAUGUUGUAACUAAUCUAGGAAGAUCAACUUACUAAAUUUUUUAGGAUGUACUGAACGUUUUAA